This is a messenger RNA of Xyrauchen texanus (razorback sucker), 3444 nucleotides long. RefSeq names its product gamma-aminobutyric acid receptor subunit alpha-5-like. Lineage: Eukaryota; Metazoa; Chordata; Actinopteri; Cypriniformes; Catostomidae. Gene Ontology annotation, biological process: signal transduction; monoatomic ion transmembrane transport; synaptic transmission, GABAergic. Bases 382 to 1761 code for a protein of 459 amino acids. The record is from RefSeq and is a predicted model, not a curated record. The transcript is spliced from 11 exons. Gene Ontology annotation, molecular function: GABA-gated chloride ion channel activity; benzodiazepine receptor activity; transmitter-gated monoatomic ion channel activity involved in regulation of postsynaptic membrane potential. Gene Ontology annotation, cellular component: GABA-A receptor complex; postsynapse; synapse.
AGUGGAGAGAGCAACAGACGUCCAAAUCGGCGACCCGGAGAGAUGAAGAAAAGGUCUUUGGGAUGCGGAGGAAAGGAAGAGUUCCUCUGCAGCGGUUGCUCAGUCACCGAAUCGUAAAAUAGGACUGAAUGAGCCGAUAUGGUUAAGACUGGAUAUAUAUAUAGGCCUAUAUAUAUAUAUAAAAAAGCAGAUGGUUUUUGAAUAAUAGUGUGAAAGUCUGUGCAUUCCAUCGUGACAUAUAUAUAUAUAGCCUAUAUGAAGAACAACGCAUAACACUACUGCUGUAAGCUGAUCGUUGCGGGAAGAUUUUGCUCACUGCUUCAAAAAGAAUUCUUGCAGAUCUUCAACGUGGAUCCACUGCACCAAUCGAGAUUUUAAGGUAUGGAAUAUGGACCACACUUCAGCACCAAAAUGAGAAGUCUGUGGGUUGGUGUUGUGUUCAUGACUUUCACCUACCAUUUAAGCCUCUCCCAGUCUACUACAGAGACUCCUAAAGAGUCAGAGCUUAAUGAUAACAUCACAGUGUUCACGCGGAUCUUGGAUGGAUUGCUGGAUGGCUAUGAUAACAGACUUCGACCUGGGCUGGGAGAGAAAGUGACAGAAAUUAAGACCAACAUCUUUGUUACCAGCUUUGGUCCAGUGUCAGAUACAGAAAUGGAGUACACUAUUGAUGUAUUUUUCCGUCAAAGCUGGAAAGACGAACGUUUGCGAUUUAAGGGGCCAAUGGAAAUGCUACCUCUGAAUAACCUCCUGGCCAGCAACAUCUGGACCCCAGAUACCUUUUUCCUUAAUGGCAAAAAAUCCAUCGCUCACAACAUGACCACGCCUAACAAGCUUUUAAGACUGAAAGAUGAUGGGACAUUGCUGUACACCAUGAGACUGACUAUAUCAGCAGAGUGUCCCAUGCAGCUGGAGGAUUUCCCUAUGGAUGCUCAUGCUUGCCCUCUCAAAUUUGGCAGCUAUGCCUACCCUAUCUCUGAAGUGGUGUAUAAGUGGACUCAAGGCCCAGCUAAGUCUGUGGUUGUGGCGGAGGAGGGGUCACGCCUCAACCAGUACCAUCUGAUUGGCCAGACGGCUGGUACAGAGGACAUCAGCACAAGUAGAGGUCAAUACACAGUCAUGAUGGCCCAUUUCUACCUGAAGAGGAAGAUUGGUUACUUUGUGAUUCAGACAUACAUGCCCUGCUUUAUGACUGUCAUCCUGUCCCAAGUCUCUUUCUGGCUGAACCGUGAAUCUGUCCCUGCCAGGACUGUCUUCGGUGUGACCACAGUGUUGACCAUGACCACCCUCAGCAUCAGCGCUCGCAACUCUCUACCCAAAGUGGCAUAUGCUACAGCCAUGGACUGGUUCAUCGCUGUUUGCUAUGCCUUUGUGUUCUCAGCACUCAUUGAGUUUGCAACAGUCAACUACUUUACCAAACGCAGCUGGGCAUGGGAUGGAAAGAAGGCCUUGGAGGCCCAGCAGCCCAAAAAAAAAGACCCAUUGGCACUCUCCAAGAAGCCAAACAAUGCCUGUUCACCCGGAGUGAACUUCACAAAGGAUGCAGCCAUCUCCACUAUCUCUAACAGCACUGCUGUUCAGUUGAAGAGUGCUGAGAGCAAGCCUGCAAUGGACCCCAAAAAGACCUACAACAGCGUCAGCAAAAUUGACAAGAUGUCCCGGAUAGUGUUCCCUGUCCUUUUUGGGACCUUCAACCUGGUAUACUGGGCCACAUACCUCAACAGGGAACCAGUGAUUAAAGGAGUUGUUUCACCUACAUAAAAUGGAUGACCCCACCAAGCUAAUCCCUUUGCAACCUAUUUUUCUUCAACAUUUUAAUAUUAAAUGACAAAAUGAUCCUGCAAAAAUAAUGCCAAGCCCUUAUUCACUGCACCUCUCACAUCGCUACAGUAUAAAGGGAGUGCUUCUUUCGAAUUUCCCUUCUUAUAUCAUAAAUUGCAUGACCGAUUCCAAGCUCUUUGGGAAUAUUAUUGCCAUAUCUGCCUUGACUUUCUACUUUAUAUUCCCCUGUACUAGGAUUUCAUUGGUUAUUUUAUUCAUCUUACAAUGAAAUGAGCUCAACACUGGCUGCCAUUUCAUUCAUGAAAAGUUUCCAAAGGACUUUCCAAAGGAAAAAAUUAUGCAUUUGGCAUCAACAAAUAUCACCGAAUCAAAAAAGAUUUACGAAAAAAGUACAGCAAGGCCAAAUGCUAUGCAAAACCACAAUUUUCUACAAUAUUGUAAUCAGUAAUUGCUUACAACGAAACCCUUGCUUUAUAUGAAUGAAAUUCUAUAAGUUUAGUAGCUUUAGCAUAAGUGUAUAUUUAGGCACAGAGAUAGCCAUGCUAAAUUUGUUGCCUUCAGUGGGAUAACUUAACACUGAGUGCACUGGAAUUUCCUGCAAAUACUUUAAACGACAAGUCGUAUUCUGCUUUCAUUUGUAAUAUUUUUCUUGGCUUUUUUUUACUAACUAUAUAGCAUUGUGCACCCUAGAGGCAGCUUUUCACACUUUAGUCCAAGACAUUCUGCAAAGUGAACAAGGUCGGGUUGCGGCUAAGAAUUUCAAAUAAUUUGUACAUAGCUUGUGUAUGCUUUGCUUUAAUGUAAAUGUGGCUUACCAUUAGCGCGGAAGAGCUGAAAAUGGUUCUGCUAUGCUAUCUAAUGUGCAGCCAAAGCAACAUAAAUGCGGACUAGCUCACUGGAAAUGCAGAUUGUCUUUUGAAAUAUAAUAUGCUUUGACAGAAUAUGGCAUUUCUUUACUGUUAAUGGUUUUUAACUUAUUCAAAAUUUAUUUUCAUGCUGUUUAGGCAAAAUACAUUUUCUUACUUUUCUCUGUGCUGUAAAUUGCUCUGUGGGGUUUGAUUACCUGGUUCUAGAAGAGAAGAGAUUGAAUGUUGACACCUAGUAACAGUUCAUUUUUCUUUACAUUGUAUUGUGGACUAAUCUAAGUGAAAACAUUAGGUUAAAAGUACUGAAAAACAAUAUGAAAGAAACACUUAGGCCUACACAUAGAAUAAAUGCCCAAGGUUAUACUAAAUGGACCUUUAUUUAGAUUCUAAAAAUGUCAAGACAUAAUAUAGAAAAAAGACAUCGAGAAAGAAAUAGGCCAAAUGGAAUAAGAAGACCGAUGUUUCAGAGAUGGGAGUUGCUGUUGUCAAGCAUGUGAACACAAAGCUUGUUGAAGGUGAAAUGUCACACCAACAUACCAUCUCUCCAGUCUUCAACUGUAAUGCAUGGGUACUUAUUUUAUGGAAAAUAUGUAGAAAAGGACAGUGACCUUGUAGUGCAAAAGAGAAAUUUGGAAAGACUCGGUUAUCAUCCUUUAUACAAAGGGUCUGUUAAAUGCUUGAUUCUGAUUGGUUCACGGGCGCUCCCUCGUCUCCCCCGUACUUACACAUGCUCACACACACACACACACACACACACACACACACACACACACACACACACACACACACACACACA